UUAUUUUGAUAUAAAUUGCCAGUUGCCACCCUAUCAACCUACAAAAACGAUAUUAUAAAUGCAAGAGAACUGUGGUCGUCUUUAUCAAUGUACACUGACCGGGAAAAAAAACUGACCAGCCUGAAAUAUUUCCCAAAAACUACUAAAAAGUAUGUUUUCACGAGUGAUUAGUUUUAUUUGUUUCUUUUUUAGCUAAUUUAUACAUCGUGUGUCAACAGUAAUGUUUUUUUAAAUAAAAUAACGAUCACUAGUUAAAUUAAUAAAAUAAAUAAUUCGAACCGCGGCACGGUGCGGACGUGUGUGUGUGUGCUCUUUCGUUUUGGAGUGUUUUUUGAAGGAUUUUUUGGAAUUGUGCGUGAUUUGGCUGGCUUCUACACCUAAUCUAAGAUAAGUAAAUAUAAUAACAUAAUUUAAUGUAGUGCCUUUAUUGGCAUUUAUUUUCGUUUUUUGGUUGAACUUUUUCGAUUCAUUUCUUUGGUUUUUGCUUCCUCUGAUAAUACCUUAUCGUUGUUGGUUGUUGGGUUUUAUUCUUGAACGUUAUCUGACCCUAUGCGGGUUGAGUGUAACUGAAUAGCACUGUUAUUUUAAAAGAUGGCGAUCAAGUGUUCUAAAUGGAGUAAUACAAUUGGACGUACUGACAAUCACUUGUCUUGUAACACAUGUAAAUCUUAUUUUCAUUCAGAAUGUGCUAAUGCUGGUAAAGAAGAAUAUGACCAAUUAAAACUGUCCAAGCUGUCGUCUUGAAAAUGUAGUUUCUGCUCCAUUCUUCUGGAAGCUGGGGAAGCUACUGGGAUUAAUAUGUCAACGGAUGCUCUAAAAAAUCUUAACAGUAACAGCAUUGUGCAACAGCAGUUAAAACCUCUUAUUGAUGUAAUUUACGAACUUAAAGACAAUGUGCAAAAUUUAGUCAAAGAAAAUAGUUAUUUACGUGCUGAGAUAACUAAAUUAAACAAUGUUUUGUCUGGGAAUGUUGCUGAUCAUUCCACUCAUGUUGAUUUAGAAGACAGAUCGGCUAAAAUUUCCAAUGCUAGCUUGGUUAGUAAGAAUUCAAAAUCGACAAUUAUUGUUAAACCCAAAGAUGACAAGCAGACUAUUUCUAAAACUAAAUCCGAUGUAAUCAAAAUUGUAAACCCUCUGAAAGACAACAAAGACGGCAAAGUUAAAACAUUUAAAGAUGGCCGUUUGCUCGUAAAGUGUAAUGACCCUACCUUAUUUAAGAAAGUCACCAAAGAUAAAUUAGCAGAUGUAUAUGAAGUACGUGAAAUCAAAACACCGGGACCCCGCAUCAGAAUUUCCGGAAUUCCCAAAAAUGUUGAUCAAGACGACCUAGUUUCUUGUAUGAAGAAGCAAAACGACUCUAUUUUCGGUGAGGGUGCAGUUUGUAAGACAAAUGUAGCAUCUUUUCCUGUUGCCACAUGUGUCAUUUCUUCACUUUUUCAUUGUUGGACCUAACGCGAGGCGAG
Molecule: messenger RNA, 1463 nt
Organism: Zophobas morio
Lineage: Eukaryota; Metazoa; Arthropoda; Insecta; Coleoptera; Tenebrionidae
Exons: 2
Coding region: 799-1452 (217 amino acids)
Source: RefSeq, a predicted model, not a curated record